Molecule: messenger RNA, 3844 nt
Organism: Crotalus tigris (Tiger rattlesnake)
Lineage: Eukaryota; Metazoa; Chordata; Lepidosauria; Squamata; Viperidae
Gene: LINS1
Product: lines homolog 1
Exons: 6
Coding region: 448-2724 (758 amino acids)
Source: RefSeq, a predicted model, not a curated record
CGGAGGUCCGCAGCUGCGCUGGAGGCGCCGAGGAGGGCUUGAGGCUUGCCGGGGAACGUCUGGUCGGCUGGCCGAGAAGACUGAAGGGAUGGUUGAUGGAAGAUAGAUAGAUAGAUAGAUAGAUAGAUAGAUAGAUAGAUAGAUAGAUAGAUAGAUAGAUAGAUAGAUAGAUAGAUAGAUAGAUAGAUAGAUAGAUAGAUAGAUAGAUAGAUAGAUAGAGGCAACAGAUCUAUAAAAAGCCCUUCUCCAGGGAACCCUACCUUUCCAUUCUUCUCUGCAUACAUUCCAAGAUAUUGUGUGGGAUUGUGUGUGUGUGGGGGGGGAAACGGUCCUAUUUCCAGGAGGGACGAUUUGCGAAGAAAUGUCACACACACACACACACACACACACACACACAACCCGAUUUGACUAUAUAAAGAAUCCCUGGAUAUAUAAAAAUUGCUCAUAAUGGGGACUUACUUUCACGUUCUUCAAAAGAUGUAUAAUGAUAUAAUUGCUGGUGCUUUGUUAGCCCAAGAUAGUGACAGUUGUGCAGCUCUUCUAAAUCCUUCGGUUUUUUCAUCAGCCAAAAAUCAUGAAUUAUGUGCCUGUCGUUUUUUUUCUAAGUUGCAUGCUAAGAUCUCUUCUGGUCUAGACUCAAUAAACCACGAACAUGAUAUUUCUAAAAACUGUUGCCAUCUGAAUACACGGGAAAUUAUUCUGCUUCAGUUAACUUUGAUCAAGAUGAUGCAUGCCAAACUGCAACUGCAAGAGGUGGCUGCUGAAAUAAAGCAGAAAUACAUUGAGAUCCUGAGAAUUCUGGAAGAAUCGAACAUUGUCUCUGAAUUAAUUCCUCUGUUAGGUAGUUCAGAUCAACAGCUCUCUCACAUGGCUUCCAAAACUUUGGCCUCCCUUGUGCACUUUCAGCUAACAGAAGAUAAUUCAUUAAACAGUGCCUGGAUUGCUUUUUGUGUAGAGACUUUAUCAGGAUUUCCCAGUAAUAGUUCAAUAGCAGGAUGCCUCUGGACUUUGACUAGUCUAAUAAAAGAAAUGUUGAAUGAUGACAACACUCACAAAAGAGGUGACCUGAAGAAACUUCUAACUCCACUUGACAAUGUACUGGAGAAUUUUUACAGCUCCAUCCUUUCUUAUCAUUUAACUAUUCACCAUGUUCCACUAUCUACAAAAUCAACAAACAAUUUGAAUAGCUUUCUAGAUCUCUUUGAGCUGCUGGCAGCUGCCAGGAUUCAAAUACCACUCAACCUGGGAUGCCAGAGGAUAUUGUUUUUGAGCUCUUACGAUAUCUGCUGCCUUGCCGCAUCACCCGUUCACGGUUUCAUCAGAAAGAAAUCAAUCAUGUUGCUUAAAAACUGCAUCUUUCGCAAAGCUGGUGAAGACCUAAUCAAGACAAAAGUGCUCCCUUCCUCUGACUUGGACCCUCAUUUUGACAAUGAUCAAUUAGCAUUGGCCAAUACUGUACUGCUGCACUUUGUGAAUUCUGAUGGGCUGGGGGGGUUGUGUGUUAGUGGAAAUCUCAGCCAUUUUGAUGGCAGCACAGUUGAACCUCAAGUACAUGUGAAUAGUAACUUUGACGUCGUGGUCUUCCGAUCCUUAAGCUUGCUUCUGCUUAAAGCGUUAGAGACGAAGAUCCCGGAUUUUGCCUACAGAACUGAAUCGCAAGUUCAUUUGGAGAAUCUUAUGGGUCUACUCUUGACAGUCUUAAAAAGCCACCUGAAGACUUCUGCCAGUAUCUGCUUAUUUGAACACCCUUGUACGUGGAUUUCUCUGUUUGUAGAACAAGAUGAUGAGAUAGUAGAAGCUGCAAAGUCAUUAUUGGCAAUUUAUUUAAACUUUGAAAGGUUCCGCCACGAUGUUAAUUUUGCCCCGUGCCAUUUAGAUGACGGGAGCCAGGACAACUGGACACACCAAAACGGCUACAAUGCCCACUGUAUCUUCUUAUGUCUGUUAAGAAGCAUUGCAUUUGACGCCACGGUUCUUCUGGACUUCUUGAUUUCAUCUGAAACCUGUUUCUUGGAAUACUUUGUACAAUAUUUAAAACUUCUUGUGGAAGACUGGCACCAAUUUGUACAAGUUUCCAGGUGCUUUACGUUCACCGUUGGCAAAGAUCUCAGAAUUUGGGACGAGAAUUUGCCUUGCCAGCAAAAAUAUGUCCGCAAGUCAGAUCUCACCAUGCAGACCACUUCAUAUGAUACACAGACUUCUACAGAGGCCUUUUCAUCUUCCUCAUUCAAUUUGUCUACACUCCCUCAGAGAGGCGAUCAAACUGUGCAACCCAACAAGUCUGAUUUAGUAACAGCAUCGAGUCACCAACCUUUAUUGGGGGCUUUUCAGAAGCUGGUUGAUUAUGACAGCUCAGAAGAUUCUGAUGUAGAAUGUGUAAGAGAAGAAUCUUGGACAGACACAGGACAAGAAACUUUAAAUUAUCAAUCCUGUACAAAUAAAGCAACUCUUGAUGAUAGUGCAAAAUCCUCCAAGCAAGAUGUGCUAUCUUUAACUGAGCAGGAACUGAAUAUUUCAACAUCCUGUUGCAGCAAACUGUCCCCCCAAAAAUGUAAAUUAGCAGGUGAAACUUUCCAGAAAGCGACUACAUGCUUCCAACAAUUGCAAAAGUCAGUUGCUAGGCUACAUGCAAAAAGUCUCUUUCCAUACAAUCCAAAUGCUCUCUUGAAGCUCUUAAAUCAAGUUAAUAUAAUUAGUAAAGAUCAUCGAGCUGUUUCACACUAGUCAGAAUCUACAGAAAUAAAGUGUUUCAGGUUAAACCCAUAUAUUUGUUAGCAUUUGAAAGGAUGUUCCAGAAAAUUAAUAUGCAUUGAAAUAUGUGGGCCAAAUGCAUUCUUUGGGAUUGAAGUAUAUGUUGUUUAUGAAUUGUCUGCUUGGUUAAAAACACUGUAGUUUCUAAUCCCUUAAUACGUUUAAUUCCAAAAGGGAGUUGCAAUUUUGUCUGUGCUGUGUUUGAAUUUUCCCUCAGAGUUUUUUUUUUUUAAGGCAGUAAAUUCUGAAUUUUAUUUUUGGCACCUUGCUCUGUCUGAGGUAAUUUUGAUAUGAAGGAUGUAUGUCCUUAGAGAUAAUUAAUUCCUGCUUUUAAAAAGAGGAUAGAAUAGGUCUGUGUUUCCAAUUGUAUCAUAAUUAAAUAACUUAAAGCUUUAUGAAUUGGGAAAAAGGGGGCUAAAGGGCAAAAGAUUUGACUUUGCAGCUAGAACAAUUAACCAGUGGAACUACUUGCCUCCAGAAGUUGUGAAUGCUCCAACACUGGAAGCUUUUGAGAAGAGAUUGGACAACCAGUUGUCUGAAAUGGCAUAGGGCUUCCUGCCUGAGCAGGGGGUUGGACUAGAAGAUCUCCAAGCUCCCUUCCAAUUCUGUUAUUCUGUCUUUACAUUGUAUGUUUUGUUAUAACCUUCCACGUUGCAAAUUAAUUUAAUUUCUUAAGAAAAAUCCAUCUUGAAGGCCAUUGUGAGACAUCUUGCUCAUUUCUUUGAAUAAAGUAUCCAGUUGAUUUUAAUAAAGCUGAAAAUACUUUCUAGGGCUAUUGCUUUAAUUCUAGCCUCUAAGCCAGAAUGGGCAUGAGUGGUAGGACUGAAAAGUCAGAGGUUGGAGUAGAAGAUCCCUUUUUCAAUCCCUUAUAAUUCUAUGAUUUUAUGAUUCGUUCAUUCCUUAUAAGAAUCUGGUCUUUCUAACACUAUAAAUAAAGACCGAAAGCCUUAUUGGUUUAAGACUAGAUGAUAUUAGAAUGAUUUGAGCAUGGUAUUGCAAAAUUGACUACAUGUUUUCAAUGUAUUUGUGAAAUCAGUCUGUCUUUUCAAUUCAAUGUUCACGUGUUAAAAUAUAAAGUAUUUCUGGCAUCAAA